AUGAGUUUCCACGAGUCAGCAAACGACAUCAAACUUGAGGAUGGCCACAUUCUCAAAGCCAAACUCGGCUAUGGAGAGGACGAAGAACGAGACGCCGAGAUGGACUUGAAUGAUUUUAUCGGCAAUGAUAAUGGUCAGAAGCAAGCUCUCUAUCCUAGUUGGGCUUAUCGUGUUAAUACCUUUGUUUUAGGCUGUUUCUGUUGGGGUGGGGAGAACUUUAAAGAAAGUGCCACCAAUAUCGAGCUUUCCAUUGAGGGGUCUGGAAUUCCUGUGUUACGGGCCAACCUGUUCGAUGUGGAGGGGGAGGAGAUUGAGGCCAAUAUAAACUUGGCUGAGCGAAUUUCUAAUGAGAAUGGAGAGUUUGUCUUUGUCUAA
This is a messenger RNA of Penicillium pulvis, 375 nucleotides long. RefSeq names its product CVNH domain-containing protein. The coding region runs from base 1 to 375 and encodes 124 amino acids. The record is from RefSeq and is a predicted model, not a curated record. Lineage: Eukaryota; Fungi; Ascomycota; Eurotiomycetes; Eurotiales; Aspergillaceae. The transcript has a single exon.